GGCUGCUCUCUCAGGUUUUUAUUCUCUGAAGAGGGGACACCAGCCAUCAGGUGGAGCAGGCUCUCUCCCCUUACUUCUUCCUCUGUGCUCUAUCAUGUCUGGGAAGCCAGCUCUGCAGGCCCCUGGAGGCCCCUGGGCUGCAGCUGUGAUGCUGUGGCUGGUGGCGCUGAGGGCCCCAGUGGCUGAGGGCAGAGACUCCCCAGUGGACUUCGUGCACCAGUCUAACUUCUUCUGCUACUACACCAACGGGACGGAGCGCGUGCGGCUCCUGCACAGAUACAUCUACAACCGGGAGGAGAUCGCGCGCUACGACAGCGACGUGGGCGAGUACCGCGCGCUGACCCCGCUGGGGCGGCCAGCCGCGGAGUACUGGAACAGCCAGAAGGACUUCAUGGAGCAGAAGCGGGCCGAGGUGGACACGGUGUGCAGACACAACUACCAGAAUGAGGCCGCCACCACCCUCCAGCGGCGAGCGGAGCCCACAGUGACCGUCUCCCCGGCCAGGACAGAGGCCCUGAACCACCACAACAUGCUGGUCUGCUCGGUGACGGACUUCUAUCCAGCCCAGGUCCGAGUCCGGUGGUUCCGGAACGACCAGGAGGAGACGGCCGGCGUCGUGUCCACCCCCGUCAUCAAGAACGGGGACUGGACCUACCAGGUCCUGGUGAUGCUGGAAAUGACCCCCCAGCGCGGAGACGCCUACACCUGCCGCGUGGAGCACAUCACCCUCCAGAGCCCCAUCACAGUGGAGUGGCGGGCGCAGUCUGGAUCCGCCCAGAGCAAGAUGCUGAGUGGCGUCGGGGGCUUCGUGCUGGGGCUGAUCUUCCUGGGGCUGGGCCUUGUCGUCCGUCACAGGAAGCAGAAGGGGCUCCUGCGCUGACUCCUGCGGGUGCUUUGAGUGGGAUCGGCUGUGUUUCUUCUGAAAUGCCUGCCUGUUGUCCUCGCCCAGAUUUCCCAGCUGCCUGAGAGCCUGCUCCCUCUGAGAUCAGCGUCCCAGUUACUCUGAUGCAGUCAUCCAGGCAUCUCCUGUGACCCCCUAGAGGCCAUUGCUGUGGCCUUGGGGUCUGUCCUGUGGGCUGCCAUCUGGGUGUACUCAAGGCCCCCAACGCAUUUUUCUUUUGUCCCCCCUCCCCCACCUGCUGCACUGUCCAAGAGAAGCACAUUAAAGCCUUUACCUGACUCCAGAGCUUUUGUCACAAUUAAGCACGUUAUCUGUA
Pipistrellus kuhlii (Kuhl's pipistrelle) is the source of this 1217-nucleotide messenger RNA. RefSeq names its product HLA class II histocompatibility antigen, DQ beta 1 chain. Gene Ontology annotation, cellular component: membrane; MHC class II protein complex. Lineage: Eukaryota; Metazoa; Chordata; Mammalia; Chiroptera; Vespertilionidae. Gene Ontology annotation, biological process: peptide antigen assembly with MHC class II protein complex; antigen processing and presentation of exogenous peptide antigen via MHC class II; immune response. The transcript has 5 exons. The coding region runs from base 95 to 880 and encodes 261 amino acids. The record is from RefSeq and is a predicted model, not a curated record. Gene Ontology annotation, molecular function: MHC class II protein complex binding.